AUGCUCCAGCUCCGGCUCCUGCUCCAUGCUAUCUCCCUCGAACUCACCCGCAUCCGCGCCCCAGUCCGAACCCCAAUACCCAUUCACAUCCCCAUCAUCAUCAUCAUCACCAUCACCACCCCCAUCCCCAUUCCCACCCACAUCCAUAUCCCCAUCACUACCCAGAAGAUAUACACAUUGGCAUGGUUCAACACUCUGGAUGGAGAAAAGCUGGAGCUGGAGAGAAUUAUAGUUUUGGUUAACAUUCAGGGGUAUGAACCUUUUUCUCAAUGUUUACGCGGGUGCAGCUGUGUAGAAGACCGUCAUGGAAGGUCGCUGGUAUGUAUGGAGGAGAGUGCGUUUGGGGCCAUACCACAGGACCUUCCAGAUGAUAUGACCAAAAUACGCAUAGAAAAAUCUCACUUCACUGAAAUCCCCAGAGGGGCAUUCUCACAGACGCCCGUCUUGGAGAAUUUAUGGCUGAACUUCAAUGAUAUCACAGUGAUAAACUCAAAAGGUCUGGAGGGUUUGGGGAAUUUAACCGAGCUCCGUCUGCAAGGGAACAAGCUGAGUUCAGUACCAUGGACAGCGUUCGAGGACACGCCGGCCCUAAAGAUCCUGGACCUGAAGCACAAUCAGCUGGACGUCCUGCCGGAGCAUGCGUUAAAAUUUUUGCCAGGUCUGACUUACUUAGACUUAUCCUUCAAUCGGCUUACGGUCAUAUCGAAGGAGGUUUUCCAAAACUGGCCUCUAUACCAAAAACUGCAGAGCGCGGAGGAACGGGAGGCGACCGCUUUCGGGCCGAACGUCGUCCUGGCGCUCCACGACAACGACUGGCUCUGCGACUGUCGCCUGAAGGGCUUCGUGGAGUUCAUCAAGUCUCUAAGUCCUCCGAUUAUACUGAUGAACUCUUACUUGACCUGCUCAGGGCCGGACUUUAGGGCGGGCAAGUUCUUCCACGAGGUAGAGCUGCAGGCGUGCGUGAAGCCCGUGGUCACUACCCUGUCCUCCAACAUCAGCCUGCCCCAGGGCGCAAACCUCACCCUGCGCUGCCUCGCCAAGGCCAGGCCAGACCCCGCAGUGUGGUGGACAUAUGGUCUGAAGAUAAUCAGAGGAUUUCAUGAGUCUCAGGAAAGAGUGGACGAAGACACCAUCAGAUCCCUCCUGGUCAUCCCCUCCCUCCAUGCAGCUGACCGUGGUGUCUACACUUGCUCUGCCAUCAACUUUAUAGGAAACUCCUCUGUCAACAUCUUCCUGGAUGUCCGCUCUCCUGGCGGCUCCCAGCCAUUACUCCCGGCUCCACCUGUUCCUGUUAAUGAAAAUGUCUACAUUGACAUCCGCAUCGCCAAACAGACAGUACGCGGCAUCUCUAUUGAGUGGUACGCCACCUUGGACCGCCCAUCUGAAACUUGGUUCACCAUCCACUUUGGCCGUGCAGAUUCCGAUAAGAAAGAAAUGAUCUACAUCGGCCCUGGGAUUCACUCUUACUCCGUCUCUGACCUGAUGCCUGCUACCAAAUAUGAAAUCUGUGUGACCCUUAAGAACGAGGCCCCACGUCCUGGACAGUGCAUUGUGUUUGUAACAGGAAGUGAUGUUACUGAGAUGGAACAGAGGGAGAAGCUGAUCCAUAUAGUGGUGAUAGUUUUAGCCAUGGUGCUUGCUGUGCCUAUAGGUAUGUAUGCCUGCACCACUGACAGUAAGUUUGCCUGCUUGGAGGGUAUCAUGGAGUCCUGGAAGAACCGACGGAGAGAAAGCAGCUCGUCGGGGAUGGAACGGGAGAGGCAAGGCACCUUCGACAGCCUGCAGGCCGCCAGCGACGAGGGCCUGGUUAAUAAAAAUUCCAGGGAAGACAGGAAGGUGAGGAGGAGGUCAGAUGACAGACUGCAUAAGAGCAAAGCUGAUCAUAGCAGACAGACAGCUGAACUAUAUUAA
This is a messenger RNA of Morone saxatilis (striped sea-bass), 1911 nucleotides long. It is a transcript of the gene lrit2, whose product is annotated as leucine-rich repeat, immunoglobulin-like and transmembrane domains 2. Gene Ontology annotation, molecular function: protein binding. The record is from RefSeq and is a predicted model, not a curated record. The coding region runs from base 1 to 1911 and encodes 636 amino acids. The transcript has 5 exons. NCBI's taxonomy places the organism in Eukaryota, Metazoa, Chordata, Actinopteri, Moronidae.